CAAUCUUCUCGCGUCACCCACAACUCCUCUCACCCUCAACUCAAUCAAAACAUUGUCAAAAUGCCGUUGGUCGUUCCAGGUAUCAUGUCCCAAGGUGGUGACAAGACUUCCGAGUGGAUGAACAAGCUCGCCGGAAAGAAAAUUGGCGACUCCUCGAACGAAACUACCUUUGCAAAGACAGACCUGCCCAAAGAACAUCGCGUACUGAAGGAGGGCGACUUCUCGACUGCGGACCACAAGCCCGAACGGUGAGAAAGAG
Dissoconium aciculare CBS 342.82 is the source of this 259-nucleotide messenger RNA. RefSeq lists its product as uncharacterized. Bases 61 to 252 code for a protein of 63 amino acids. The transcript has 2 exons. The record is from RefSeq and is a predicted model, not a curated record. NCBI's taxonomy places the organism in Eukaryota, Fungi, Ascomycota, Dothideomycetes, Mycosphaerellales, Dissoconiaceae.